UAUCAGAAUCAAGCAUUUUAGAGCAUCUGUCUAUUAUAAUUCGAUUUAUAUGAAAACAAUAAAAUUGGUAUUCUUCAAAACAAUAUGGAUAUUAUUGUUGUUUGUACUUCUAAUUGGAUUGAUAAUAGUGGUAUUGAUAUUGUAUUAUUUCAAGAUCACUAGUAUUAGCGAUUUUCAUCGGAAUAUCGAAAUCGCUUAUAUACGGAAUUUCAGUGAAUAUUUUAUUAAUUCUAAAGAACAGCGAAAAUUAAAUGAUUGGUUUCAUAUUAUAGAUCAUUAUUAUGUAUAUUCAGCUUAUUGGGAAUAUCGAAAACAACCUCCUUGUGUUCGAAUUAUUGCAAUAGGCCCAACAAAGGAAAUAAACCCAUCCACCUUCUUUUGUCUUCUAAAAUAUGGCAAUGGUUCUAUUAAUGCUUCUUAUGUCACUUAUAAAAUGCUCCCUGAGAAUCACGGACGACCACACGUAUCAUUCUUCUUCUAUUGCGAAACAUCCGAGAUUCCCGUAGAAGCGGCAUUAGUACAUUAUAAACAAAAUACCACUCAUUGGAUUAAAGUGGGCCUCACCGAACCUGAAGAUAAUGACAAAAAUUGGAGAAACAAUAUUGUUGUAUGCGUGAAACCCACCUUUGGAGAAUUUCCUAAUAAUAAUCUUCGAAUAGCCGAGUUCGUUGCGUAUUAUCAACUUAUGGGUGCGCAACAUAUUGCAUUUUACGAUUAUAAAGCAAAUAAAUCUGUUAAAGUAUUGAUAAAUGCUUUGAUUGAUGCGGGUGCCCCUAUAAGUUUGUUUCCGUGGACUUUUCCUCGAGAUAUAAAUGAUGCAUGGGAUAAAGCUCAUAUGGCAAACGUUGCCGACUGUAUGUAUCGCUAUGCAAGAACGCAUCAAUAUGUUGUUACUGUAGAUAUAGAUGAAUUUAUUGUUCCUAAGCAGAAUAUUUCGCUAUUGAAAAUAAUAAAUGAACACAAAUUUCCUUGGGGUACUCUCAUGUUUCGCAAUGCAUUUUUUUCAUUAAAUAUUCCAGAUGAUCCAGAAACCGCGAAUGAAACGAUUCCAUUAUUGACAUUAAAGAAAACAGCAUACGUUCAAUUAUGGCCAGCGUAUCAGAGAUCGAAGUGUAUAAUUGUGCCUACUAAAGUUGAAAUUCCAGGAAUUCAUUACACUUGGUCUGCUAUGAAAGGUUGGGGAACGAUUAUUGUGAAUCCGAACUUUGCUAAAAUGCAUCAUUAUCGUAAAUUGGAAACUAAGUUUAAAACUUUUACUCGUGAUCAAACAGCUUGGAGAUAUUCAAAUUCAAUUCUAAAAUCAGAUGCAAUAAAGACUUGGAAACGUUUAUUUGUUUAAAAAUUUCGUAAGUUUUUAAUU
Messenger RNA from Centruroides sculpturatus (bark scorpion), 1360 nucleotides. RefSeq names its product beta-1,4-galactosyltransferase galt-1-like. The transcript is spliced from 2 exons. The record is from RefSeq and is a predicted model, not a curated record. NCBI's taxonomy places the organism in Eukaryota, Metazoa, Arthropoda, Arachnida, Scorpiones, Buthidae. The coding region runs from base 50 to 1339 and encodes 429 amino acids.